Messenger RNA from Sphenostylis stenocarpa, 723 nucleotides. NCBI's taxonomy places the organism in Eukaryota, Viridiplantae, Streptophyta, Magnoliopsida, Fabales, Fabaceae. The record is from the annotation of a GenBank genome assembly.
AUGGGGAGAGGAAAGAUCGUGAUAAGGAGGAUUGACAAUUCGACAAGUAGGCAAGUCACGUUCUCAAAGCGAAGGAACGGUUUGCUGAAGAAGGCGAAGGAGCUUGCGAUCUUGUGCGAUGCUGAAGUCGGCGUUAUGAUUUUCUCCAGUACCGGAAAACUCUACGAUUUCGCCAGCUCCAGCAUGAAAUCAGUAAUUGAACGAUACAACAAAUCAAAGGAAGAAAAUUGUCAGAUACGGAGUUCAGCCUCUGAAAUUAAGUUUUGGCAAAGGGAGGCAGCAAUGUUAAGGCAACAAUUACACAAUUUGCAAGAAAGUCACCGGAAAAUGAUGGGGGAAGAACUGUCAGGUUUGACAGUCAAAGAAUUACAAAAUUUGGAGAAUCAAUUAGAAAUUAGCCUUCGGGGUGUCCGUAUGAAAAAGGAUCAACUUUUAAUGGAUGAAAUACACGAACUAAAUCGAAAGGGAAACCUCAUACACCAAGAAAAUGUGGAACUGUACAAGAAGGUAAACCUAAUUAGUCAAGAAAACAUGGAAUUGAAAAAGAAGGUCUAUGGAACAAAAGAUGAUAGCGAAACAAACAGAAGCUCUGUUCUCACAAAUGGUCUAGGCAUCGGAGAGGAUUUGCAAGCGCCUGUGAAUCUCCAGCUAAGCCAGCCACAGCAACAACACUACAAGGCUCCUUCAGGAACUACAAAAUUGGGCAGAUUGCAAUUGCAUUGA